GCGCGAGUGGCCGGAAGUAGGGGAGGGAAGGCGGUGGUUUGGCGAUAAUGGCGGAGAAGUUCGAUUCUCUGGAGGAGCACCUGGAGAAGUUCGUCGAGAAUAUCCGGCAGCUUGGCAUUAUCGUUAGUGACUUCCAGCCUAGCAGCCAGGCUGGUCUCAAUCAGAAAUUGAAUUUCAUGGUGACGGGCUUGCAGGAUAUCGACAAAUGUCGGCAGCAGCUUCACGAUAUCAGCGUGCCCUUGGAAGUUUUUGAAUACAUAGAUCAAGGCCGCAAUCCCCAGCUUUACACUAAAGAGUGUCUGGAGCGAGCUUUGGCUAAAAAUGAGCAAGUAAAAGGAAAAAUUGACACAAUGAAGAAAUUUAAAAGUCUGUUAAUUCAAGAACUGACAAAGGUGUUCCCAGAAGACAUGGCGAAGUACAAAGCUAUUCGAGGAGAAGAUCCUCCUCCUUAGGUUGGCCUUUGAUAUCACUAAAAAUGUCAAUUCCAUAAACUGACACCACUCUAUAAAAAACAUUGAUUGGAGAGAGGUGGAAUCCAAGCUGUCCUAACAACUAUACUAAAAAUGGCGGUGAUGGAUUGUAAAGGAGCUUGAUGAUUGCUGAUCGUUCUGGUCUGAAGCUAUUGAAUCUUUCUGAAGACUUUUUUACUCAAAGAUUGCAGUUGAAACUUCCUGUGGGAAUCUGUUCUUCUUUCCUGAAAGGUUUUGGAGAUAUAAUUGCAUACAGGUCAUCAAUACAUAGCACUUCCCACAAAGUACAUUUUCAGAGCAGAAAAUAAUGGGUUUUGUCUUCUGAAAAGUGUGCUUCAAUUUUGAGGGCUCAUCUCUUUUUAAGAGAAAUGUAUUUAUUAUACUUGAUUAUUUUUCAUUUGUAGACUUUUGGGGUUUUUUUCAUUAUUAUUACAGUACACACUUGAUUGCUUUCAUCUUGCUAAAUUCUGCUGAACAGGAGCCUGUCAGGUGCUGCAGUUCUCAUGUGUCAUAAUGAAUUGCAGCCAAGAAAACCUUCAGCUAAUCUUGUUUUGUUCUGUGAGCUGCAGUGCAGAUGGCUGAGGAUAUAGAAAGUGAGCAUAUUCGGGGACUAGCUCCUCAACAAUGUUAAUACUUUGUAUAGUAUUUAAUGCAAGCUUUUUUUUAAUUCUACUCAUUUUCUGUAAGCAGGUUGUUGAUAAAAAAAUUUGUAAAAAGAAUCUAAA
Messenger RNA from Athene cunicularia (burrowing owl), 1195 nucleotides. RefSeq names its product mediator complex subunit 10 (gene MED10). The record is from RefSeq and is a predicted model, not a curated record. Gene Ontology annotation, cellular component: mediator complex; chromatin. The coding region runs from base 48 to 452 and encodes 134 amino acids. Gene Ontology annotation, molecular function: transcription coregulator activity. Gene Ontology annotation, biological process: positive regulation of transcription by RNA polymerase II. NCBI's taxonomy places the organism in Eukaryota, Metazoa, Chordata, Aves, Strigiformes, Strigidae. The transcript has 4 exons.